GUUCUACCAACUCGCAAAACCCUAAUAUGCGCAUUUCGUGUCGCAUAUAAACAAGAAAGCUUACGAGAAGAAGAGGUUUGUUGCCGUCGAGGGAGAGACAGACAGUGUCGGAGAAGAUGCAGAUCUUCGUGAAAACCCUAACCGGGAAGACUAUCACCCUUGAGGUGGAGUCCAGCGACACCAUCGACAACGUCAAGGCCAAGAUCCAGGACAAGGAAGGUAUUCCACCGGACCAGCAGAGGCUCAUUUUUGCCGGGAAGCAGCUCGAGGAUGGCCGUACUCUCGCCGACUACAAUAUCCAGAAAGAAUCAACUUUGCAUUUGGUUCUGAGGCUCCGUGGUGGGAUUAUUGAGCCGUCUCUCAUGGCAUUGGCUAGGAAAUACAACCAAGAUAAGAUGAUAUGCCGCAAGUGUUAUGCACGCUUGCACCCUCGUGCUGUCAACUGCAGGAAAAAGAAGUGUGGACACAGCAACCAGUUGAGGCCAAAGAAGAAGGUCAAGUAGACUGUGGAUCGUGCCAGCAGUAUAUCGUGUUUUAUUAGGUCAUUUAGGUUAUUGGCUGUUUCUUUUGAAACUCUAUUAGCCUCAAACAGUUUUCUGUUAGAAAAUUUAGAAACAUCAGUAUGUUUGAACUUAACUUGUUUUGGGAUUUCUAGUUUCCUAUGUUUUAUUUCGCCAUGGUUUGAACCUCUUUGAAGAAUGGCAUUCAUUAAGUUUGAGCCUUUCCAUAUCGCAUACUUUUAUUUUUGUGUGUUAUUAUUGUAACAGGAAUGAUGAAAUUUGUACUUCCACAAUCCA
Prunus dulcis (almond) is the source of this 797-nucleotide messenger RNA. RefSeq names its product ubiquitin-60S ribosomal protein L40. Lineage: Eukaryota; Viridiplantae; Streptophyta; Magnoliopsida; Rosales; Rosaceae. Gene Ontology annotation, cellular component: cytoplasm; ribosome; nucleus. Gene Ontology annotation, biological process: modification-dependent protein catabolic process; protein ubiquitination; translation. Gene Ontology annotation, molecular function: protein tag activity; ubiquitin protein ligase binding; structural constituent of ribosome. The record is from RefSeq and is a predicted model, not a curated record. Bases 117 to 503 code for a protein of 128 amino acids. The transcript is spliced from 5 exons.